UUCAGUAGUUUUACAGGUUGCAGUUGCCUAGUCAGCAUGAGGAAGAUGUCUUCAAAUUACCGUACACCAUGUCAGUUAUGUUUUAAUGUAUGAAAUGACAAUCGUGGUAGACGGCUGCUCUGUUCCACAUUCCAAGCCCACACUAAGGCUGGGAAACGGCAUCUUAUCUGUGGGAUUGGAUGUUGGAGUGGGGGAAGGGGAAACAGGAGAGGUGCACCUGAGGUGAAUUUGACUCUCACACGGGACGAAGCUAAUGCACAUUCCUCGGCACCCCGAACGAGGUUCACUUGGCCAGGUACACAGAAGCUCCAUAGAAGCAAGACGCUUGGUGUCAGCCUCAGGUCAGGAGGAAAAAGAUGCUAAACCUCUCCCUCGCAUUAACAGACACUCCAUUUUCUGGAUCCUGGCAUCUAUGGGCGUGACCUACUAUGUGGAUUUUCUCCGCAACAUAAUUGAGAACAAUGAUAUCAAAAGUUGGUGGUUCAAUGUGGGUCUGAUACUCCUUGGGAUCUGCUUGUCUCUGGCCAUGUUUUGCAUUGUGUACCUGGAGUGGUUCAAAGGCAUUCAGCACUACGAGCAAGAGUACCCUGCCAUUCCUCCCAUCACCACUGCAGCCUUUAUUGCUGCAUCUUGCAGCUUAAACAUGGCCCUGUGGCCAGUGUGGUCCUUCUUCACUCCACUCAUCCUCUUCACACAGUUCAUGGGUGUGGUUAUGUUCAUCUCUUUGCUUGGAUGAAUGUGAUGGACUUACACCUGCAGCACAUUGAUCUAGACCCUUCUACUGAAACAACACGGCUAUUGUCUGUCUGUAUUGAUGCUUUUGGUGGGGGCAGGUCAGCACUGUAGGAUCACUCCGGUGUCUGUGUGAACUGAGAGUUUAACCAUGUCAGUUUAUGAUGUGUCACUGUUGUGUUUUCCUUAAGAAACAAUCAUGACUGUGUCAGGAAAUGUGAUGCAUUGUGUUGAGUGUUUUUGGCAAACAGCACUUAGGAGUGAAAUGGAUAUUUUGAGAAUAGCCCUUUUUCACAGCAGACAUUUUGGCUUGUUGUAGUAGGAAAAGAUGUUGCUUAAUAACGGAUGUUACUGAUAACGUUAACGAUGGCUCUGUUCUGUUUAAAUGUGUUUCAUUGAGCCUUGACGGUAAGUCACCAUUCACGAGCACCCGGAAGGAAAGCAGCUAAAUGGCAUUUAGCAAAAACAAAUUUAAUUUACACCGAUGAUUUUCCUACUGUUACCUGUUAAAAUGUCUCUGUGAAACUGGCCUUUUGUAUUUAUAUGUAGAAAAAUGUGUGUAAGCAAUUUAUAAUUAAAUGGUUGAGGAAACCAACAAAGACUUUACAUUGUUUUCAUAUUUUCAGAAGCAGUUUGUGGUGAAGAAUGCAAAGACUUAUGCUCAUAUUCUGUAAAAUGUUUUUUUUUUUUUCUUUAAUAAAUUUUUAUAACUAAUUUCCUACUUA
Molecule: messenger RNA, 1457 nt
Organism: Sander lucioperca (pikeperch)
Lineage: Eukaryota; Metazoa; Chordata; Actinopteri; Perciformes; Percidae
Gene: tmem128
Product: transmembrane protein 128
Exons: 5
Coding region: 254-736 (160 amino acids)
Source: RefSeq, a predicted model, not a curated record